AUUAUUUAUUGUUAUACAGAUUUGCUAUUAUGUAAAAUAUUAGGAAAUUAGCCAAGUAUUAAUCUUAAAACAGUCGGUUUAUUAGAGAUGGCAUCCAUCUUCAGUGCACUAUCAAACGUUCGUAUCUUCACGGCUCAUGUUAAGAAUUUAGGAAGUGAAUCGAUUUUGAAAACUUCAAGGCAACUUGCAUAUUCAUCCCAACACUAUCGAAGAAGGCAAUUUUCUACGGAAGCCAAACCCGCCGAGCAUUGCAAUGUUGGUACGAUCGGACAUGUGGAUCAUGGUAAGACUACAUUGACGGCCGCUAUUACCAAGGUACUGUCGAGGAACGGUCGUGCGAACUAUAUACCCUAUGACCAGAUUGACCGAGCACCAGAAGAGAAAGCGCGUGGAAUUACGAUCAAUGCCGCACACAUUGGCUACAGCACUGAGAAACGACAUUAUGCUCACACAGACUGCCCAGGACAUGCCGAUUAUGUGAAAAAUAUGAUCUCCGGUGCAUCUCAAAUGGAUGGAGCAAUACUCGUAGUGGCCGCAACCGAUGGACAGAUGCCUCAAACUAGAGAGCAUCUGUUGCUUGCAAGACAAGUUGGGGUUGAAAAGAUUGUUGUAUUUAUAAACAAAGCUGACCAGGUAGAUCAAGAGGUUAUUGAGUUGGUGGAGAUCGAGUUACGUGAGCUGUUGAGCGAUUUCGGUUUCGACGGUAUCAACAGUCCAGUCAUCGUAGGUUCUGCUCUUAUGGCACUUCAGGGUGAUCAGUCAGAGAUGGGUGAACCAUCAAUAAAUCGCCUGUUGAAAGCAAUUGAUGGAUAUGUACCGACGCCCACAAGAGAUGUAACUUCACCUUUUCUACUGCCUAUCGAUAAUGCAUUCACUGUUCCUGGACGAGGGACAGUUGUGGUUGGAACCCUAGCCCGGGGGACAAUCAAGAAGAACGAUGACGCCGAACUGUUGGGAUUCGACGAGCAAGUUAAAACUACUAUUGGAGGUGUUCAAGUCUUCAAAAAAGACGUUGCUCUAGCAAAAGCUGGCGAUAAUAUUGGUACUUUGCUAAGAAAUGUCAAAAUCACGGCAGUUCAACGUGGAAUGCUUCUCUGUGCAGCUGGAAGCGCAAGAGUUUCAAAUCAUUUCGACGGAACUGUAUACCUGCUGGCUAAAAACGAAGGUGGACGAUCUAAGCCUCUCACUUCCAAAUACAUACAGCAGCUAUUCAGUAAAACAUGGAACGUGCCAUGUAGAGUGGACCUUGUUGGCCAAGAAAUGCUCAUGCCAGGAGAUCACGGCGCUAUUCGUUUGACUCUGUUGCGAAAGAUGGUGAUGUCUUGUGGACAAACGUUUACUAUACGAGAGAAUGGGAAAACCGUCGCCACUGGUCUGGUGACUGGUAUUUUAGAUUCAGUUGAUUUGCCACAAAAGAAGCUGAUUAAACUACACCUGGAUCAGUUAUGAAGACCAAAAAAGUAGAUACAUGCACUGUUAAA
This is a messenger RNA of Ochlerotatus camptorhynchus, 1481 nucleotides long. RefSeq names its product mitochondrial translation elongation factor Tu 2 (gene mEFTu2). Gene Ontology annotation, biological process: mitochondrial translational elongation. Gene Ontology annotation, molecular function: GTP binding; translation elongation factor activity; GTPase activity. Lineage: Eukaryota; Metazoa; Arthropoda; Insecta; Diptera; Culicidae. Gene Ontology annotation, cellular component: mitochondrion. The record is from RefSeq and is a predicted model, not a curated record. Bases 88 to 1449 code for a protein of 453 amino acids. The transcript has a single exon.